UUAUACAUGUACUCAUUUGUGCGCUAACAAAACUGCGCAGAAUCAACAAAUAUUAUGUCACGUGAUGAAAAAUAAUACUCGAGUGGGAAUUAAAAUACGGGCAUUUCAUUGGUUCAUAUAUUAUACCACCACUAUAACACGGAGACAAAGAAUACAAGAUAUAACUUGCUCCGCUUGCUCCAAACCCGUCGAUUUUCGUAGCCAUUAGAAAGUCCUCGGAUGUUGUAAGCCUCGCGUCGUGCUUAUAAUUAUAAUUAUUAUUUUUUUUCCAUAAUAAUAAUAAUUGCAUUUAUUAUCAAUAAAAAAAAAAAACAAAAAAUUAUUUAAAAAUAUUUAAAAAAAUAGUAAAAUCAAUUAAAAAAAAAAAAUUUUAAUUUACUCAAAAAAGUCAGUUGAAUUUUUUUUUUAUUCUGGAGUAUUCCAUUUUCAAUUAUUUCACUCAAAAGUUGAUUGUUUGACUUUUUUUUUUUUUUAUUUGUGCAUCAAGUGUUAAGUGUGUUAUUCAAAAAUUAAUAAUUAAUAAAUGCAAAAAUAAAUAACUGCAUAUUUUAAGCAUUAGCCGUGAGAAAAAUAAAAAAACGUAAUUUUAUUUUUUUCCAAUUACUGGGCGACGCCAUUUUGAUAAAAACCGUGGCCAUUUGGAAAGUUUGAGUCCGUUGCGCAUCGUGACCCCUGGGCUAAAAGCAUAACAAUAAUAAAAUAAUAAUAAUAAAGGCAAACAACAACAACAACAACAACAACACAGGUUUUAAAUUAAAAUAGAAAAACAAAAAAAAAGAGAUCAUAAAAUUGCAAAUAAUUUAUAAAUUAAAGAAAAAUAAAAAAAAAAAAAAUUAAAUAAUAAUAAAAUAACAAUUGAUAAUCAACGGCAUCAUAAUGAGGCUAGAAAUAGUGUCAGCGGCUGAUUUUCUUGUUCAUUUAUUACGUUUACAAGCUGGUCAAUUGACUGAACGUCAACUUGAAUUAUUCAAAGCAUCAUUGAGUGAUGUAUUACGUAGACGUUAUCAUGAUCAUUGGUUUCCAGAUAAACCAAAUCGUGGUUCUGGCUAUCGUUGUAUACGUAUUAAUGGUAAAAUGGAUCCAGUUAUUGCACAAGCUGGUGCAAACGUUGGCUUAUUACCAGCAGUAUUACACCAUUUAUUUCCAUCAGAGCUUACAAUGUGGAUUGAUCCCGCUGAGGUAUCAUAUCGUAUUGGUGAAAAUGGUUCAAUAUGUGUACUCUAUGAAAGAACAGAACCAAUUGAUGAUGAAUUAACACAAAGACCAUCAUCAUCAUCAUCAUCAACAUCAUCAAAUUUUUCAAAUUCAUCAUCAAUGUCAUCUGGUGGAUCACCAUCACAUUUAACAACACAUCAACAUCAUCAACAACUACAACAACAACAACAACAACAACAAUUUGAAAGUUGUAAGGAUUCAUUGAUACUUGAACAUGCACAAUUUAAUGAGCAAAUUGCUGCAUUUGUAUCAAGUUGAAUGAUUUAUAGUUUUUAAUAAUAAUUUUAUUAUUACAACUAUUAAUUAAUCAAUCAACAAAUUUAUAAUAUUACCAUUACACAAUUUUAUGAUACUUGUGUUUCCUCGUGUUGUUUCGCCCAAAAUUAUUUCUUUAUUUAUAUUUUAUUAUAAAUCAUUAUUAUAUCAACAAUAUGAUAUGAUAAAAAUUGUAUUUUUUAAAAUGAUAAAUUGUGCAAAAAAUCGUACUAGUUAUUAUGCAUAUUUUUAAUUUUAAAAACAACAACAACAACAACAAAUUUAUUUAAAAAAUACAUUUGCCGUUAUCUUGAUAAUAUUGGCAUAAAUGUUUUUUUUUUUUUUUCAACUCAUUUUGACAAAGUGAGUGGGUAACAACUUGGUCGCCAUGUUGGACGCUUCUCGUUCAUUCGUCAUCACCCUCAACGAAAUUUAACAUCAAAAAAAAAAAUGCUGAGAACCAAGUCCGUCCACCUGACUCAUCUAUAAAGUUGAAAAAAAAAAAAAAAAAAACUACUACUUGGACAAAGGCAUCAUGCGAUCAACAUCAUUGAUUUCAACAUAAUAAUUAUUAAUCUACUGAUUCACCGGUUUUAAUGAUUUUUUUUUGUUUCUUUUCUUCCCAGUGAGAAGAGAUUUCGAUAUCACAUCGCGUUCAAGCUCCAUCAAAGAUCAAUUGAUUUUAAUAAUCAACAAAAAAAAACAUAUUGUCAUUUAAUUAUUGAUAAAUUAUCAAGUAGAAAUUUUAAUAAUUAAUAGUACACAUACACAUACACAAAUAAUAAUUAUUAUAAUAUAAAUAUUGUGCUGAAAAAAAUAACAAUUAUCACGUCGAUCGUACCACCGUCAUAUUAACAUCAAAUCGCUCUAAAUUUAAAAAAAUAUUAAAUAAUAAAAUACACUUCAAUGUGUAAAUGUAUAUAGACACAUAGUGUAUGUAGAUUGUCCUUGUGACGUUUUAUUGUAUAUUACAUCCUGUGAAACAGCUGUGAUUUUUCUUCGUAAAAAAAAUAUAAUGUUUAAAGCAAAAAAAAAAAAAAUAAUGAGUGAGUAAAAUUGAAGAGUACAUGAUGAUGUUUGAAUGAAGAUUUAUUUAUUAUUAAUUUUUUUAUGUAUGUCAAUUUGCGUCAUUUUUUUCAAGAUAAUAAAUUAAAACAUUGAUUGUUUUUGUUCUUGCGCUGAGAAUUAUAAUUAAUGUUAUCGAAAAAAAAAAAAUAUUGAUAACAUAAAUAUUGACCUCAGACACUUUGCAAUGCCAUUGAGAACGUACUUUUUUUAAAAAAAAACAAUUUUUAAUAAUUAAUGUUCCUCAAAUCUUGUCAUUUAAAUUCAAUAGUUUAUUUUUUUUUUUUUUUUAAUAAUUUUUUAUUAUCACUGCAAUUUUAUUAUAAUAGCUAUUUGUUUUAUUUCGACUGAUACAUUGAAUAAUUGUUGAUGAAUGAAUGCAAGUUUAAAUGAUAAUGGCAAAAUAUUAAAAUGGAAAUACCAUUACGUUCGCAGAUUAAUCGUUCCGAUUUAUUAAAAAGUCUAUUUAAUAAAUUUGAAAUUGAAAUUUAAAAAAAAAAAAAAGAGUAUUUAUUGGUCGUCGUUAUUCGGCGCUUGGACGAAGGCUCUGUGUACGUAGCAACUAGUUAAAACCACUGUGAUUAUCAUUAUAAGCGUAUAGAGAUAUAAUAAUAGAAUUUAAAAGAAAAAAUUAUGCGCGAAAAAAAGACAAUAUUUAAACAAAAUAUAAUGUUAAUCUCUGUACGUUAAAUCGCGUCUGAACAAAAAAGAAAAAAAAAAAAAAAAACAUCUCAACAAGAAUAUAUUUAAUGAUGUAUAUUUGUAAUUUAAAAAACAUUUAUAAAUAUAUAUUGUCAAACAUGAUGGUACAAUUGAGCACGUAUAUAGAAAUUUUAAGAACAAACAAAAAAUUAAUUAAUUAAUUCGUCCUAAUUUACGCCGGAUAUUUGUCGAUAGAAAAAAGUUUUAAAUACUACAACAAAAUUACGAUUAAAUUUUGUCAUUAAACAUUUUUUGUUUCAAUUACAAUUUUAUAUUAUUUUGAAUUUAUUAAUUUUUAUAAUUAAUUUAUAAAUCGAAAAAAAAAAAAAAAACAAAUUGUACUAAAUGAUGAUAUAUUUAUGUAAGCUUUAAGUAUUUUUUAUUUUUCUUUAUUUUCAUUAUAUUAUUGUUAUAAUUUCACAUAACAUAGAUUAUUAUUAAUCAUUUUAAAAAACAACAUGUACAAUUUAUUCAAAGUGACUAAAACUGAUAUAAUAUUUAUUAACAAAAAAAUAAAAAACGUGGCAUUUAUCUGCAAUUUAAAAAUAUAUAUUGUACUCUGGUAUAAUAAUUAAUUAUUCCACGAAUAAAUUGUAAUUAUCUAUAUAUAAAAACACAAAAAAAAACCAACAUACUCUUCACGAAAAAAUUGUAAUUAUAUACAUUGAGUCCUUCAGGAAGAAUUUGUACAAAAUAAAAAAAAAAAAAAAAAAUAUAAAGCUGGCUGAAAAAUAUUGGUCCAGCGAGUCUGUGAUUUUAGCUUGGUUAAUUCAGUAUUUUUUUAAAUAAAGAAAAAUAAAAAAAAGUUUAAAAUAUGAGAAAAAUAAUAAAAAAAUAAUAAAGAUAUAUAUAUAAAUGUAAUUUACAAAGAAGAAAAAUAAAAAAAUAAAAAAAAAAAAGGACAAAAUCGAAACGAUGUAAUGAAUAAUAACAAAAUUGCGAACGAAUAUUUGAGUGAAUGGAUGAGAGAAAUUAAUUGUGUUUGAGUGAUAAGUGACUUGAAUGAUAAUAUACAAAAAAAAAAAUGAAUAAAUAUAUAUUACUGACGAGGGAUUAUUAAUAAAGGGGUGUGAAAAACAAAACGUGAUAUUGUGACAAAUUUGGCGGGGUUAAUUUAACAACAAAUACACAACAACGAUAGUCGUGAUGUUUAUGUUGAUGAUAAUAUUGUUGAUGCAUUUCCAAAUAGCAAUCAUGUCAAUGGCAAUUCGUGAAUGCUAAACCCCAAUUUAAUUUUAAUACUUUUUUUUUUUUUUUCUAAUUUCUGAUCAUACUGAUCUUUUAAACGCGUGAUAUACAGUAAAUAUAUUUAUAAUUUUUUUUUUCUUCUUUCUUUUUGUAUAAUUUUUAUGUUUGUAUAAAAUUAUUUCUGCACAUGUUGCAUAAUUAUUUUAUAUUUCAUUCAAUUUGUAAAUUACUAUAUUUUUUUUAAUUAAAAAAAAAAUAAAAAAUAAAAAAAAAACAACAAAUAUUAUAAUUAUAAAUUCGUAAAGAAAUAAAAACAAAAAAAAAUUAUUUAAAAAAUAAUCUGGUCUUUGUAAAAUUUAAUUUUAUACUUUUGUUUUUUUUUUUUUUAUUUUUUUUAAAAAAAGGUGAUAUAUUGAAUUAUAUGACCAGGUGAUGAAAUAAUUAUUUUCUUUUAUUUUUUAAAUUAAAAAUCAUGAAUGUUUGAGAGAUGUGUGUCUGAUUAAAAGAAAAAAAAAUAAAAUAAAUCCAAGGUAGCUUUGUCGUUGAAGCAUAAUUUUUUCAUGUCAUUUUAAUUAUUAGAUGAUCCAAUUGAUUUCAAUGACAAAUUAAAAGAUAUAUUCAUAAUAAUUACAAAAAAAA
Molecule: messenger RNA, 5064 nt
Organism: Aphidius gifuensis
Lineage: Eukaryota; Metazoa; Arthropoda; Insecta; Hymenoptera; Braconidae
Product: protein BTG2-like
Exons: 1
Coding region: 877-1473 (198 amino acids)
Biological process (GO): negative regulation of cell population proliferation; negative regulation of mitotic cell cycle
Cellular component (GO): nucleus; cytoplasm
Source: RefSeq, a predicted model, not a curated record